Messenger RNA from Harmonia axyridis, 1662 nucleotides. RefSeq names its product succinate--CoA ligase [GDP-forming] subunit beta, mitochondrial (gene ScsbetaG). The coding region runs from base 259 to 1494 and encodes 411 amino acids. Gene Ontology annotation, cellular component: succinate-CoA ligase complex; mitochondrion. Gene Ontology annotation, molecular function: ATP binding; succinate-CoA ligase (GDP-forming) activity. Gene Ontology annotation, biological process: succinyl-CoA metabolic process; tricarboxylic acid cycle. The record is from RefSeq and is a predicted model, not a curated record. The transcript has 6 exons. NCBI's taxonomy places the organism in Eukaryota, Metazoa, Arthropoda, Insecta, Coleoptera, Coccinellidae.
AUCCAUUUAUUGGUUCAGUUGGGUUUUACAUAUAUUUAUAAAUUAUUCCAACAAAUCACGACGCGUAUUUCAUUUUAAUCUUAUCUAUGGACUUGUAAUCCUUGGACCGGACUUGAGUUAAUUAUUUCUUCCAAAAUUACAUUUGAUAAAAGGAUGCUUAAUUGUUAAUAAAAUAAACAAAGAAUAUUAGCAGUUAAUACUACUUUCUUUAUAUUUUUUAACUCUGCUAUAAAGUUGACUUUUCCACUUAAAAUUAAAAUGUGGCAACAAAUAUCCAGAAAAACAUCCCAAAUCAAGCAUUUAAAAAAUUUUGUAAGGCAUUUGAAUUUAUUGGAAUAUCAAAGUAAAAACCUUCUCAGGGAAAAUGGAGUAGCUAUCCAAAAUUUUUGCCUAUUAGAUAAAGAUGAUAAGUCGCAACUCAGUAAAUUUGAUGUUGAAGAAUAUGUUAUUAAAGCACAAAUUCUAGCAGGAGGAAGAGGUAAAGGUCAUUUUGAUAAUGGCUUCAAGGGAGGAGUUCACAUUACCAAGAAUAAAAAUGACAUAAAUAAUAUUAUAAAUCAGAUGCUUGGCCAUAAUUUAAUAACUAAACAAACUCCCAAAGAUGGUAUUCCAGUGAAAAAAGUCAUGAUUGCUGAAAGUGUGAAUAUUUUAAGAGAAACAUAUCUGUGUAUUGCAAUGGAUCGUGGUUCUAAUGGGCCAGUUAUUGUAGCUUCACCAGCAGGUGGAGUUGACAUAGAAGGAGUUGCUGAAAAGACACCACAUCUCAUAAAAAACAUCCCUAUUGACAUAUUCGAAGGAAUCACCAAAGAGAAAUCAGAAGAAAUAGCUGAAUUUCUCGAGUUUAAGGGUGUAUUGAAAAAUAAGGCUGCUGAGGAAAUCCGAAAAUUAUACAAAAUGUUUCUACAAUUGGAUUGUACCCAACUAGAAAUCAAUCCUCUAGUGGAAACUGAUAAAAAUGAAGUUAUUUCAGUAGAUGCAAAAUUGAAUUUUGACGAUAAUGCUAAAUUCAGGCAGAAGCAGGUAUUUGCAUUAGAAGACGUUACAGAAAGUGAUCCUAGAGAAGUGGAAGCAGCCAAAUAUAAUCUCAAUUACAUCGGAAUGACUGGAAAUAUUGGAUGUUUAGUUAACGGAGCUGGUUUAGCCAUGGCUACAAUGGACAUCAUAAAAUUGCAUGGGGGAGAUCCAGCUAAUUUCUUGGACGUUGGAGGAAGUGUUAAAGAAGAACAAGUGGCUGCUGCUUUUAAAAUUCUAACUGCAGAUGAGAAAGUGAAGUCUGUUCUUGUUAAUGUUUUUGGCGGUAUUGUAAAUUGUGCAACAAUUGCGAAUGGCAUAGUGAAUGCCAUGAAAUCAAUGAAACUGAACAUACCACUUAUUGUAAGGUUAGAAGGAACAAAUGCACAAGAAGCUAGAAAGAUAAUCAACUCUUCAGGUUUGAAUAUACAAGCAGCUCAAGAUUUGGAUGAUGCUGCCCAACAAGCUGUAAAAAGUAUUUAAACACUAUAUGCCUUUUUGUAAGAAUUUAUUUAGGAUGGCUAGUCAAAAUUUUUAUAAAAUGUAUAGAUGUAGAUUUAUGUCAUUUGAAUGCUAGGACAAUAAACUCCAGUCAUUUUGCAGGAGAUCAUGUUCCAAUAUUUUUGUACACUAUAUAUAUAUAUAUAUAUA